Penicillium coprophilum is the source of this 288-nucleotide messenger RNA. Its product is annotated as 50S ribosomal protein L36. Gene Ontology annotation, cellular component: ribosome. Bases 1 to 288 code for a protein of 95 amino acids. Gene Ontology annotation, biological process: translation. NCBI's taxonomy places the organism in Eukaryota, Fungi, Ascomycota, Eurotiomycetes, Eurotiales, Aspergillaceae. The transcript has 2 exons. Gene Ontology annotation, molecular function: structural constituent of ribosome. The record is from RefSeq and is a predicted model, not a curated record.
AUGUUCUCCCUCCGCACCGUCUUCGGCGCCUCCUCCGGUGCCCUCCGCCAGUUCCUCCCCUCUGUGACCGCCCGGACCGCCUCAUUACGGCCUUUCUCGCACAUGAUUCGCAACAGCCUGACGAGGCUCCGUGGUCAAGCAAAGUCCGGCAAUGCUAUUGCUGUAGCGAAUGCGUCUGCUAGACAGGUGGAGCAGGUUCGGGGAAUGAAGACUCGGUCUUCUGUCAAGAGACUGUGUGAUGGUUGCAAGCCCGUUCACCGAAAAGGUCGUGUGUACAUCAUCUGGUGA